GACCCGGUUAAUACAUUACUAAACUAUUAAUAAAAUGCAUUUAGUGUACACCAGAAUACAACCAUGGUUCUGGAACCAAGUGAUUAAUAAAGAAAUGAGAAUAACUACUGUAAUUUUGAAAGUGUAAUCAAUAGAAUAAUACCAAUGUAUAGUUAUGAUUGUAUUCAAUGUAAUGUAAUCAACCGAAAUGCGUUCAUGUAAUACUUGAUAGCACCACAACUGAUAUUGACUGAGAGACAUUUGAAAUCCGAGUUACAUUGAACUCACCAGAAGACCUCUCCCAGAGGGCGUGGACACUAACUUUCACACCCUUACUGAUCUAUAUAAAUACAUGCAGGCACCCAUUGUUUCCUGGUGGAGGCAAUCGACUGCAGUAGCAAAGGUCAAAGGACUCCCUGUGGUCUUUUGAUUGCAGAGACCAGCGGCUCCUCAGCUGAGAUGUUCUUUUUAGCACAACACCUUUUCCUUUAUUAAAUACUUUUCAUUUUACUUUUUUAAUUCCAAGAUGUCUUCUGUCCGUCCAGUGUUUCUUCAUUUUUUUAACUUAACAUUGUCGAGCUGCGUAAUGGCAACCUGGCUCCAUAGCCCCCCCUUCUUGAGUAGCCCCAGAAUAAGGUUUCGCUCAGCUGUGUGGCAACACAAAUGGGAGUCGGCCAGUCAGUAAAGUUUUGCAGCUCGGACUGGGAAGAGCUGGGCACAUGCCGUCAGAAAGGUGACAGUGAGGAGAAGCCUACUGUUGUGGCGUCAUGUCUAAGUUCACUGAGUAAUCAGGAGGCACCGGACCAAAGCGCUGAUCAGCCGUCAUUGACGGAGCUGCUGGAGGAGGCUGCAGAAGGAAUGCAUCUACUCUCAGACAAGCUCCCACCUCCAGGUAAAGCCUUGUUGGAUGUACUGGUGUUGGGCUCCACAGAGCAAUCUCCUCCUAUGAAAGACCUGCUGCCUCUGCUGGGAGCCCUCAAACAAUUGUCCCACUGGCAUGCUGCUAAGAUCACUGUGGUCACACAGCACACCACUGGGUGGCAGAAAGUAGCGUCUUACCUGAGUGCCGGUCUGGUGGAGCCUGCUGACCUACUUGACUGCAUUGAUCACAGGGAACUAUGGAGGGGCGCCCUGGUUGUCAGAGAGAAGAAGUCUGUGUCGGAGCUCCGGUUUGACGGCUUUUCUCUGCGCUCUCUAUUGCGUCACACAGCAGGGACCAGUGUCCUCCAAGCUCCCUUUAUUACCACGGACCACCAACUGCAGUCCGAGGUCUUUCAUUACUACGCACCGGUUUUAGAUUUGGUUCAACUGGUUAAUUUGUCGGAGCUGCCUGGCUUUCUGAUGUCCACAAGCCAGUUUGAACUAAGCGUGUCUGGGAAGUCGAUGAAAGAGAAGCUGCUGUUGGACCAGUUGAAGUCACUGCGUGGAAAGGUCGGAGCAUUGUUCAGCAUGACGUGCAUAAUAACCCAAAUUGCUCAGCAUGCAGCGAGUCAGCUCAGCUCGCAGCGCUGGAGGGAGUCCGUAGCCGGGAGACCAAAGUCCUUACCCGUGCCUGACGUAGAGGUCAAAGGUGAAAUCGCUCACUACCUCCUCUUGGUCCAGGGCUCCGAGGUCGUGGGUUCUGAAGCCUGCACGGUCAGAAUGUUGCACUCAGAGAGUCAAAUCAAUGGAGCGGCUGCUAUGGCAACCAUCUCAGGGUUGCUGAGAGCGAAGUCUCAGUCAUCAUCAGGAGGCGCUGUGAGCAGCAUCUUCUCUCUUCCCUGUCUCCAAGGAGCCGGCCUGCUGAAGAGGGAGAAGAAGGUGAUCCGAGUCCAGACGCUGGUGGUCAAAGAAUACCUCAGACAAAAAGAAGAAGCGUCUGCUUCAAACUCGAUACCUGUCAAUGACUUGAAAGUCAUUCUGGGUCUGGCCAGGAAGCAGUAUCUGAAGAUGAUUGACUCCACUCUGCCCUCUGCUGCCACCUGUCUGACACACGUGGAGGAGAGCACAGCCGCCGAGAACUCACGUUUUCCAACCACGUCCCACCAGCUUUCGCACUGGCCUGAAAGAAGUGUCCUCCACAACAUAGAGAACUUGCAGAGGAGAAGACAGAAGAGAAGAUUUGGUCUGUUAGGUCCAGGCUCAAGUGACAGUCUACUGGGUCCUAAAGACAGUCAAAAGAGUUCUACGGCAUUACUGGACGCCAAAGAACUAUUAAAACAUUUCACGUCUGAUGGCAUGCCCACUGGGGAUCUACAACUACUCGCUAUCAACAGAGGUGACAACGUGUUCCAGUUGUCACCAGACCUUUCUCCCAGGAGAAUUAGCCAGAUGCCCUUCAACAAAGCCUCCGUGUCCCAUUACCACGGCAUAGAAUUCUGUCUGGAUAAUCAGCGGUCCUUGGAUCGGGACCAGGCCUUCGUAAAACUACAGUCCCGUCUGAUUCGACACGAGACCCAAACAACCUGCUCCAAGGAGCCCUGUGCACUCCCGUUUGCCCUCAGCCCCGCCCCCUCCCCCGCCGUGAUGUCAGAACCAGGAAGCGUGCCUGACGGAGAGACUCUGCAGAACGCUGAUGUAGCGCGACUCAAGCGCAGGUCGUGGGACACGGACGCCAUUGGUGGUCAUCCCCGCAAGAGGCUGGUGAAAUCGGAGAGCAGCGACUCCCUCUGUUCUCAGAGCAGUGGCAGCAGUGGCCCACUCGCUGCUAUCCGGUCUCUACGACAACAGCCCAGCAGAUCCCAGUCGAUAGCCUCAGGUUUGGCGACUCUUGCUGACAAACCUCAGCAGCCGAAGAGGUAUUCUGAAAAUGCAGAGGACAAACCUUCCCAAGAGUCCCGUUCCCAGAAACACAACAGGAUGCUGCAGGAGGUAGUGGCUAAAGCGCUCAAACACCACGGGAUCACAGCCGAGCAUCAGUGCUUUGAGGCCUGCAGCAAAAGACUCUUUGAUAUCUCAAAAUUCUAUCUCAAGGAUCUGAAGACUUCUCGUGGUUUGCAUGAGGAGAUGAAGAAGGCCGCCAGCAGCAACGUUAAACAGGUCAUUGAAUGGGUGUUGGAGAAGACCUCAAAGAAUUAAAGACCAUCUGAAAAACGAUGAGAAAAAAUGUUUUUGUCUCGUAGCUAAAAGAUGAUUCCAAUUUCUUUUAUUUAAUUUCUUUCAAAGUGUGUAGUUUGUAAGCCUACAGAUUAGCUUUGAUGAGUUAAAAUGAACUUAAUCCUUUAUCUACUUUUUAUAGUGUCUUCCAUGAAGACGAUCAUAUAUUAACAUUUAUUUUUUGAGUUGUGUAAUAUAAUUUGUGGCCGUAUAUAUUUCUCCAAUAUUCCCACUGCUCCUGAGUCUUGAAACUGAACAAAAUUGAAAUUCUGCAUUCUGAGUGGCAACAAAGGCUUAAACCUGGGCCUCAAGUUGCUGCUUUAUUAUCUUUGUAACAUGACUUUGAAUCCUUUCCCACUUGUACAUUUUGUACAGUGUACAUUUCUAAAUACUAUUAUUUCAUAUCUUUGAUUGCACAUAUUUCAAAAAUAAAAUACAUA
Molecule: messenger RNA, 3494 nt
Organism: Pungitius pungitius (ninespine stickleback)
Lineage: Eukaryota; Metazoa; Chordata; Actinopteri; Perciformes; Gasterosteidae
Gene: mtbp
Product: MDM2 binding protein
Exons: 21
Coding region: 643-3036 (797 amino acids)
Biological process (GO): protein localization to kinetochore; traversing start control point of mitotic cell cycle; regulation of protein ubiquitination
Cellular component (GO): kinetochore
Source: RefSeq, a predicted model, not a curated record